Messenger RNA from Desarmillaria tabescens, 2049 nucleotides. RefSeq lists its product as uncharacterized. NCBI's taxonomy places the organism in Eukaryota, Fungi, Basidiomycota, Agaricomycetes, Agaricales, Physalacriaceae. The coding region runs from base 1 to 2049 and encodes 682 amino acids. The record is from RefSeq and is a predicted model, not a curated record. The transcript is spliced from 5 exons.
AUGGCACCUAAGACCAAGAAAGCGCAGGUGCCUCCUCUGACUUGUACAACACUGCUGGAAGAUGAGGAGACUAAGUGCCCUAAGCCGCGAACCCAUGGAAACCCGGUCGAACGCUGCCAGAUGCACCAUAAACAAUACAUAAAGCUGACGAAGAAAUACAAGCAAGCCGCCCAGUUUGUAGACAAGACGCUUGGUGAGGCAUUGAUCCCCACCAAGGAAGAGAUCUUGUCAUACGACAGCAUCCACGACACAUUAGAGAAGGCGCGCUUGAUGAAAAAGUACGUCAGCGCUAUCAGGCAGGAAAAACUUGGUCGAGAAGUUCACCACCGAAGACUCUUUUUGAAAAUCGACAGUGGCCAUAAGAUACGACUCAAUUUACUUGCAAAGAAGAUGUCCGAGGCCGUUGAAAUUCGCGAUGCCUUAGAAGCUCGUGCGCUGACUCUUCAUAUGAAGAACGAUACAGGACGGGAAGAGAUGGAGGAGUUUCAAGCCCUUCCCUUGGACGGUCUCGAAUCAGAAUCAGCGAUUGAUGUCUCCCCCAAGGCGAUCGCAGAGUAUUACGAUCGCUCUAUCGGCGAAAAGGCAGGCGGGGAGCAAGGCAAUGAUACUCUUCAAGAGGAUGAUUUGAUCGAUUUGAAACUACGAAGGCAUGGCGUCUACUUAACUACUGACAAAAUCCUCUACUGCCUGGAAAUAUUACUGGAGCCUGAAGCCUUCAUGAAAUCGUUUUACCACAAAACGACAGGGGAGGUAUUGAAGGAAACUGCUCAUGAACUGCGGUCUAUGGAAAUAUUCAAAUAUGCCACGCAGCAGUACGCUCGUCGAAUCCUUUUCCACGAACCUACUUUGUACCUAAAGACCCUCGACAAAGUCUCUUUCAAAGACCUUUUCAUGGAUGAUGAUUUCGACCUCGACGAUUUGAUUAGAUUCAUGAUUGUCUUUAGCAAACGGUUGGAGUUUGGUCUACUGUGGUGGAAGGACUCGGUGAUAGAGGCCCUCGCAUUAGCAGUAAGGCCGGGAAGCAAUACUGCUAAUUUAGGAGAUCUCGGCAACCGUUUCAAAAUAGUUGGCGGAUGGAUAUACAACCGCUCUCACAAAGGGACAACAACUGACGAAGCUUGGUGGGUCAUCUUGAACUCCUUCAAGGGCGAACCGACGAAAAAUAUUGAAAACCGUUUUGUUCGUCUAUGCAAUAGUUUUGACGAUCUCCAUGCAUUCCUUUCCUUCGCUGCUCUUGGAUUACUUGAAUCUCCAUCUUUCUGCACGAAACAUUCGUAUGAUCUGCGAGGUAUCAGAAAUCAUAUGAGUUUCUGCGGCGUCCUCAUCACUGACAUGGUCAGUACGGGAAUGGGGAACCUUCCUCCUGGACCACUUCCGAGUACAAAACCAGCUUCGCGACCUGGCUACAGGACGUGGGUCUGUGUGGAAUCUCGGUCGUACAUGUUUGGAGCGGUUCGCAAUGAGCCCGAUGACUUCGUCGAUGCCUUUCUGAAAGAGCUCCGCUGUAGACCGGACAUGUUUUAUGUGGUAACGCGCUCAGAGACUGCUCCGGGCAGGGAGGUUGAGACAUUUGGGACUGUAUCUGCCCAAAUGAGAAGUAGGAUGUUCGAAGCACGGAUAGGUGAUUCCGCUCCAAGGGUCCAAGGAGAGUGGUCCGUUACGCGAAGCGCGACUGACGUCCUAUACGGUACGGGAGAGAGAAAGGUUGUCAAAGGAUUCGAAGGGCUUGGAAGUGUGCCCCCAGGAAUUGUUGGUUACUUGACGGCAUUGGAUCGUCCCAAAAGUGCAGGAUGGUUCUUCCACUUCAAAAAGUUUCCAGUCAAGUAUUUUGUUAUAAUGGACGCGGAACCCAACCGCCAGGUUUCGCAUUUGGCGAGGAAUGUAGCUUGGGCUGCUUUUCGUGCGCAGGGCAGAGUGACAGGGAGCUACGGCGCAGAGUUGUACGCAAGGGCUUCAGACAAGUUGGUCCAAGAACAUGCUAAAAAGCGUCUGUCAGAGUUCCUCCCUUCAGAUAGCUGGUAUGUUGGGAACUUGCAUGGUAGUUAUUGA